Cuscuta epithymum is the source of this 1027-nucleotide messenger RNA. The record is from the annotation of a GenBank genome assembly. NCBI's taxonomy places the organism in Eukaryota, Viridiplantae, Streptophyta, Magnoliopsida, Solanales, Convolvulaceae.
CUGCUUUAAUACUUGUUUAUACUUUUCAUUCAUUUCACAAGGAACUGAUCUAAUACUUGUUUAUACUUUUCAUUCAUUUCACAAGGAACUGAUCUAAUACUUGUUUUUACUUUUCAUUCAUUUCACAUUGAACUGAUCUAAUACUUGUUUCAUUUGGCAGUCUAUAUUGCAUGCAGUUUCAGUAGUGUUCCCACUGGCAGAGCAUAGACACUGUGCACGCCAUAUUUUUGCUAAUUGGCACAAAACACAUAAGGGCGAUGAAUUGAAAAUGAUAUUCUGGAAAGCUAUCAAGGCCUACAAUGAAGCUGAUUUGCAUGAUGCACUAGAUGAAAUGGAAAAGGUUAAUCCAAGUGAUGUGGUUGCUUUCAAGGCAUGUAAUCCCCAUGUAUUUUGUAGAGCCUAUGUUCGGAGAAACAGUAAGUGUGAUGUCAUUGUCAGCAACAUGGCUGAAACAUUUAAUGGCUACAUAAUCAAUGCUAGAGCCAAAAAUAUUAUAUUUAUGGCUUUUAUGCUAGAAAAUAUUAGGGGUGCCUUGAUGCAAAGAAUGGUGAUGAAAAGGCAGGCUAUGGAAAAAGUGUGGCUGUCAUCUCUCCUAGAAUUAUGAGCAGAUUAGAGAAAGAAAAACAUCAUGCAGCCCAUUGUACCCCUCUACCAUCUAGUAAAGUGUCUUUUCAGGUUAGCCAUUAUUUAGAUACAUUGACUGUGAACUUGGAAAGUCAGAGUUGUACUUGCAGAAAGUGGGACCUUAGUGGUAUUCCAUGCUGUCAUGUAGUGGCUUGUAUGUUCUUUAUCAAUGCAGCCCGUGAGGAUUAUGUUCAUCAGUGCUAUAGUACGUAGAGAGGCUAUAGUAGCGGACGACUAAUAGUUCAGAUUAUUCCAGUCAAAUUUUCCAUUUUAUUUUGGAGCAUUACAAACUUUUAUUAUUAAGCACAUUUUUCAAAAUCAUUUUUACUCGUUAACUAAUUCAGAUCACAAACUCUGCUCACUGUUGAGCACUACAUAUUAUCCACUGUUUUUUAAUAGUCGC